This is a messenger RNA of Chrysoperla carnea, 2545 nucleotides long. It is a transcript of the gene p115, whose product is annotated as general vesicular transport factor p115. The coding region runs from base 80 to 2518 and encodes 812 amino acids. Gene Ontology annotation, cellular component: ER to Golgi transport vesicle membrane; endoplasmic reticulum; cytoplasm. Lineage: Eukaryota; Metazoa; Arthropoda; Insecta; Neuroptera; Chrysopidae. The transcript has 4 exons. Gene Ontology annotation, biological process: transcytosis; endoplasmic reticulum to Golgi vesicle-mediated transport; intracellular protein transport. Gene Ontology annotation, molecular function: protein binding. The record is from RefSeq and is a predicted model, not a curated record.
UGGCAAACAUGGUGAAUAUACAGUGACGUGUGUUGUCAGACACUAGAUUUAAAAUAGUUAAUUUCAAAUUAUUUCAAGGAUGGAAUAUUUUAAAAGUGGUUUAAAAACAGUAUUAGGAGCUCAACAACCUGGAGAUCAACCCAGUGGUGCCGAUACAGUUGAAAGAUUAGUUGAUCGUGUAACAUCUUCAACUUUAUUGGAAGAUAGACGAGAUGCAUGUCGAGCACUUAAAGCAUUAUCACGAAAAUUUCGUGUUGAAGUUGGAGCACAAGGAAUGGACGCAUUACGUCAAACUCUUGAAACAGAUCGAGCUGAUAUUGAAAUAGUUAGUUAUUGUUUAGAUACAUUAUGUAAUAUAACAGCACCAGAAUCAUUUGAAGAUGAGCAAUCGAAUAAUGCUCAACUAUCAAGUAUUAAAGUUGGUGAACAAUUUUCUGAAAUGUUUUUAAAAAAUCCCGAUAAUGUUGCACUAAUUCUUAGUUUCUUAGAAGAAUAUAACUAUCAAGUUCGUCGACCUGCUGUAAAAUUACUAACGAAUUUAUUGGAUAAUAAAACACGGGAAAUACAGCAGAUUGUUCUUGAGAGCAAAUUGGGUGUUUCGAAAUUAAUGGAUUUGUUAGCUGAUAGUCGUGAAGUUAUUCGAAAUGAUGCUUUACGAUUGUUUAUUCAUCUAACGAAAGGAAAUGCGAAUAUACAAAAAAUUGUAGCUUUUGAAAAUGCUUUUGAUAGGCUAUUUGAUAUAAUCAUGGAUGAAGGAAGUACUGAUGGAGGAAUUAUUGUUGAAGAUUGUUUGCUUUUGAUGUUAAACUUAUUAAAAAAUAACACCAGUAAUCAAAACUUCUUCAAAGAAGGGAGUUAUAUUCAUAAAUUAGCGCCGAUGUUUAUACUUCCAGCUGAAAUCGAAGAACAAGGAUGGUCCCCGCAAAAAGUAUCAAAUAUGCAUUGUACGCUACAAUUAGUUCGUACGCUAGUUACACCAGGAAAUCCACAUCAUGUGGUUAGCUCUAGCCAAAAAACAAUGAAAUCAUGUGGAUUGUUAGAAACUUUGUGCAAUAUUUUAAUGGCAAGUGGUGUUCCAGCAGAUAUUUUAACAGAAACCAUAAAUACAGUUGGAGAUAUAAUUCGUGGUAAUUUGGGUAAUCAAGAAUAUUUCGCUUCAGUUAUGGCACCUUGCAAUCCACCACGACCAUCUUUAGUUAUACUGUUAAUGUCUAUGGUAAAUGAAAAACAGCCGUACCCAUUAAGAUGUGCUGUUUUAUACUGUUUUGAAUGUUUUUUAUAUAAAAAUGAAAUUGGACAAACUCAAGUUGUCCAAACUUUGUUACCAUCGAAUACUAACACACCAACUGUAACUAUGGGACAAUUACUUUGCAGUGGUUUAUUCAGCGCUGAACCAUUAUCCAGUUGGUUUUCAGCCGUAGCACUAUCUCAUGCUAUGGUUGAUAAUCCUGCACAAAAAGAGCAAAUGCUUCGGGUGUUAUUAGCUACGAAUUUGGGCACACAACCAAUUUCAUUGCUUCAUCAAUGUGCCACUAUGUUACAAGAAGGGAAUAAAUUAAAAGCUAAAGUUGGCAUAUUAAUAUUGUUAGCCACUUGGAUGGCGAAUUGUCCAGUGGCUGUUAAAACGUUUUUAAAUGUUCCUGGAAGUAUGGCAUUUUUAACUGCACAAACAUCCGCGAAUGAGCACGAUGUUAAUGAGGAUCUGUUACAAGGAUUAUGUGCAUUUUUAAUGGGAAUUUGUGUUUGUUUUAACGACGAUUCGGUGCAUACUUUCACGAUUGAAAAUCUAUGCCAAUUAAUUGAACGUCGAGUUGGAAUUGAAACAUAUAUUACGAAAUUAAGUGAUGUUUCUAAACAUGAGAUGUACAGUCGAGCUGCUAAACAACCACAAAUUAAAUCGAAAGCGUCAUGGGAUAUGUUGUUGGAUUUUGAAUUUUGUAAAUUGUUUAAAAGUUUAGAAGGAAUUAUAAUUAAAACUGUUUCAAGAGAUUUAAAUCGAUCAGCCGAUCAAAAUGGAUUAACUGAAUUUUCUUUAUCAUCACAAGAAAAUGGUUUACUACUUCAAUACAAAGAACUCAUACGUGAGCAAGAUAAACAAUUAAAAGAACUGACAAACAAAGUUGAACUACUUACAUCAGAUCGAAAUCAAACUCAGGAAAAAUUGGAAGACGCUGUUUCCAAGAAUUCUGAAUUACAAGAUCAGAUUACAUUACUACGUGCUCAACUUGCUGCUGAAGCAUCAUCGCCAUUAUCGUCUCCUAGUCAUGAAAUUCCAAUUACAGCACAAAAUAAUGAAACGAAUGAUGCGAACGUAGAAAAACUGAUAAACGAAAAAAAACUUGUUGAAGAUGAAUUAAAUACAUUGAAGGUGGAUCUUGAAGAUCUGUUACAACUUUUGACGCACCAAAGUUCAAAAUUGACACAAUAUAAAAAACGUUUAAGAGAAUUAGGUGAAGAAAUUAACGAUAGCGAUAGUGAUGUAAAUUCGAAUGAUGGUUCUGAUAGAGGUAGCCCAUGAAAUGUUAUUGCUUUAUUUUUGUUGUAA